AUAGAACCGCUAUCCAAAUGUUGAACAUUAUCUUUGCUUCAUUGUGAAAAUUUAUGCUAGCGACUUUUACGUUACAGCACACUACUGCGACUUUUAUUCCGACGGAACAGGAAGGGAAGUGGUAGCAAAGACUAGGAAACUGAUGAUGGAUACCCGUUUCACCAAGGGAAAAUCGGCUAUCCUUGAGCGCUCGCUGACCCGGCCAAAGACCGAGGUCAGUGUGAGUGCUUUCGCCCUGCUGUUCUCCGAAAUGGUCCAGUACUGCCAGAGUCGCGUGUACUCGGUGUCCGAGUUGCAGGCGCGUCUGGCGGACAUGGGUCAGAGUGUGGGUGCCAGCAUGCUCGAUGUCUUAGUACUGCGCGAGAAAAACGGCAAGAGAGAGACCAAAGUUCUCAACAUCUUGCUCUUUAUCAAGGUAUCUGUGUGGAAAGCUCUAUUUGGAAAGGAGGCUGACAAGCUGGAGCAGGCCAAUGAUGAUGACAAGACCUACUAUAUCAUUGAGAAAGAGCCACUCAUCAACGCCUACAUUUCUGUUCCGAAAGAGAACAGUACGCUGAACUGUGCCGCCUUCACAGCUGGCAUUGUGGAGGCCAUCUUGACCCACAGUGGCUUUCCGGCCAAGGUUACUGCUCACUGGCACAAGGGUACCACGCUGAUGAUCAAGUUUGACGAAUCUGUUAUUGCCCGUGACAAAGCUCUGGACAGUAGAUAGAGUGUAUGAUGCAGGAGUUUGGUGGAUUGAUUCAUUGGUACAUCCUCACUGGUGAAUAAAUACCUGAGAGACUGACCUGUGACUGAAAGACGAGUAAUGAAUGUUACAAGAAUUUAGUAUAUUUUGGGAUGGAUGUUCUUUCUGUUAAAUGUCAUGAAACCACUCAUUCCUGCAAGACGCAUUCAUGAAUAUUUGGGUCACACCCUAUUUGUAUCAGUGAGCGCUUUUAACAAAGCGUCUUUGGGGGUUUUACCUGUUCAUGUCUGGGGGAUUGGGAGUGCAUCUAUAUCUGAGCCUGAAGGUCCAAAGAUGCAGUAGUUUCAUUUAUGCUGGUUUAAUUCUCAAACCAGUUCAGAACAUGAAGAUGGUGUCUUACAAUUAUGUACUUAUGUUUUUACCUCCUAGUAAAUGUGUGAACAUUCCAGUGAAGCAAAUGUUGUGUUUGUCAUCAUAUAUCAGUCACACUGCGGCAAAACAGUUUUUGUUAUAUUCUAAAAGAGAAUGGUAUCAGGAUACCAUGAAUGGCUCUGAAACUGGACUCAUGAAGUCGUCAAAAGAAUUUUGCUGUUUUAAAUCUUUGACCCACGGGGAGCUGCAUUAACUCACCUGUAACUAUUAAAGUGUGUCCCUGGUGGUGUGAAGUAGGCUAAAAACGCCGGAAAUUAUAAACACUUUGCUUUGUUGUUUACUCAUAAUAAAAAGGGGUUUGUUUCA
Molecule: messenger RNA, 1426 nt
Organism: Clupea harengus (Atlantic herring)
Lineage: Eukaryota; Metazoa; Chordata; Actinopteri; Clupeiformes; Clupeidae
Gene: trappc5
Product: trafficking protein particle complex subunit 5
Biological process (GO): endoplasmic reticulum to Golgi vesicle-mediated transport
Cellular component (GO): TRAPPIII protein complex; TRAPPII protein complex; TRAPPI protein complex
Source: RefSeq, a predicted model, not a curated record